Messenger RNA from Drosophila eugracilis, 2630 nucleotides. RefSeq names its product pyrokinin-1 receptor (gene PK1-R). The record is from RefSeq and is a predicted model, not a curated record. Gene Ontology annotation, cellular component: plasma membrane. Gene Ontology annotation, molecular function: neuropeptide receptor activity. Gene Ontology annotation, biological process: neuropeptide signaling pathway. NCBI's taxonomy places the organism in Eukaryota, Metazoa, Arthropoda, Insecta, Diptera, Drosophilidae.
AGAUACAGAUACAAAUCUGAAUGAAAUGUCGCCGCGGCUUAUCAGAUAAGUUUGGAGCGCGCUAGAGUGCGGUUGCAGCUGCUCUCGGGACUCGGAACUCGAAAUCGAAAUCAGAAUCGUACUAGGAAUCAGUAUUAAAAUCAAUUUCGAUAAGUUAUAGAAGUCGGGCCCCUCCGAACGGCCAGGUUUGGAUUACGGAUCUCGACCUCGUCGGUAAUUUGGUGCGUUUGCGUGCCAGUCGAGAAUCUGGAAUCGAGUAUCUAGAAUCGAGAAGCGCGAGUCCCCUAGACCUGUCCCUCUGCCCUAUCGCCUCCAAUAAAUUAUUAUAAUUAGCAUAGUUGAGGAGGGGACAUCGAGAAUCGAAGCCGCAGUUAAACGGCAGUGGAAUUUAGCGCUGUUAGUGGAAAUUUUGUGAAAACAAAAGGGGAAAAAUUCCAGGCGGCCGGCGUUAUGUCCGCUGGCAAUUUUAGCCAAGAUCUUGGACCACCACGGGAUCCGCUGGCGAUCGUGAUACCCGUAACGGUGGUCUAUACCUUGAUUUUCAUUACUGGCGUAGUUGGAAAUAUAAGUACGUGCAUCGUGAUCAAGAAAAACCGAUCGAUGCACACGGCUACGAAUUACUACCUCUUUUCGUUGGCCAUCUCGGAUUUCCUGCUUCUGAUAUCGGGAGUUCCCCAGGAGGUUUCCUACAUUUGGUCCAAGUACCCGUAUGUUUUCGGCGAAUACAUCUGCAUUGGACGUGGCCUGUUAGCGGAGACAUCGGCGAAUGCCACGGUCCUGACGAUUACUGCUUUUACAGUGGAGCGAUAUAUAGCUAUUUGCCAUCCGUUUUUGGGCCAAGCCAUGAGCAAGCUCAGUCGUGCUAUUAGGAUUAUUAUACUGAUUUGGAUUACAGCCGUGAUUACGGCCAUUCCUCAGGCUGCUCAAUUCGGAAUCGAGAGCUUUUCGGGAAUAGAGCAGUGUGGCAUAGUGCGUGUUAUUGUGAAGCACUCGUUCCAGUUGUCUACCUUCAUCUUCUUCCUGGCUCCGAUGUCCAUUAUCCUGGUGCUGUAUCUGCUGAUCGGUGUCCAUCUGUAUCGAUCGACUUUGGUAGAGGGUCCUGCCUCGGCUGCCCGUCGCCAGCAGCUGAAGAGCGUGCCCAGCGAUACGAUCCUGUACCGCUAUGCUGGAUCUAGUACCGCUAUGAAUCUAAACGGAGGAGGAGGAGGAGCUGGUCUAAUCGGCGGCUCAGGAGCACAACUCAGCUCGGUGAGGGGUCGACUCAAUCACUUUGGCACCCGGCGAGUACUCAGGAUGUUAGUGGCCGUUGUGGUAUGCUUCUUCCUGUGCUGGGCCCCUUUCCAUGCCCAGCGACUGAUUGCCAUCUACGCCCCUGCACGGGGUGCCAAACUGCGGGAACAGCACGAGUUUGUCUACACGGUGAUGACCUACAUCUCCGGAGUGCUCUACUACCUUUCCACCUGCUGCAAUCCGCUGUUGUAUAACAUCAUGAGCCACAAGUUCCGAGAGGCCUUCAAGGCUGUGCUUUUUGGCAAGAAGGUGUCCAAAGGUUCGUUGAACUCGCGAAAUAACAUCGAAUCGCGUCGUUUAAGAAGGGCACUAACCAAUUCCAGUCAGACGCAGCGCGUCUCUAUUGAGUCGGCGGAGCAGCCGAAGCAGUCGUCGUUAAUGCAGAAUCCGAUGAACAAGCCGCUAGUCGCCUCCCAGUACGCCAUGAUCAAUGCCCAAGUCAUCUGAGAAACACAAACUGAUUUUCUCGUGCAGCUUCCUGAUGCUAAUUUAUUUGAAUUCUGUUUAAGCCAGUUAUUUGCCGUCGUUAAGGGUCUCAAACCGCUAUUGCUGCUGCUGCUACCAAAGCGUUUAGUUUAAACUGCUUUUGCAUUCAUUUGCAUUUGGCAAUUAGAAGUUAAUCACAACCCCCUCUCUCUCUCGCUCUCUCUCUUAAAUAGUAAGUUUUCCAUUCAUGCAGCAUCGGUUGACGAAGUUGAAACAGGCUGGAAAAACGCCUGAACUAGUCUUUCAAGUAUUCAGAAUUAUUUAGUAUAAGAAUAGUCGAACUUUUGACUCAUACUAAUCAACAAUAGACGCUCUUUUAAUUAAACCUUGAUCAGUGCUUUCGUGGGGCUUACUCUUAAAAAUGCCUGAGAGGUUUAUAACUUUAAUAAUAUUUAAUGCUGUUAUAAAACAAAUACUAUGAGAACGCCCACCAUUUAAAUAUAAUAAUGCAACUUGAAUAUAAAACCAAUGCAAAAACACUAGAAAAUUGCAAUUAGAAUUCUGUUUUUAAAGAAAUUCCUAAUUUUUAUAUAACCAAAUGUUUUCCAAACAUACCAAAGCGUUAGAGUGUGCUUUUAAAGUCUAUUGUUAAGAUAAUUCAAAGAAAGCAUUAAUUUUAUAUUCCCAAAUAUGUAAGUUUAAGAAAUUGCGAAAGCAUUUUUAAAAAAUAAGAUUUUAAAUUAACUGUAAUCAGCAUCAAACUCAAUUCAAAUGACGGACAUAGUUCGCUUGCUAAUCAGAUAUUUAUAUGUAUAUUGUGUAUAUAUCCUAGGGAUACCUUAAAGGAUAAAUUUGCUGUAUUAAGAUUAUACCCAUUGCUGCAAAUAAAGCUUAGCAUAUUCCAUGUCCGCUUA